This is a messenger RNA of Lineus longissimus, 3501 nucleotides long. RefSeq names its product FMRFamide receptor-like. The record is from RefSeq and is a predicted model, not a curated record. Gene Ontology annotation, molecular function: G protein-coupled receptor activity. Gene Ontology annotation, biological process: G protein-coupled receptor signaling pathway. Bases 1135 to 2292 code for a protein of 385 amino acids. Lineage: Eukaryota; Metazoa; Nemertea; Pilidiophora; Heteronemertea; Lineidae. The transcript has 2 exons. Gene Ontology annotation, cellular component: membrane.
UUCCAGAGUUUGUUUACUCGAUAACCAAAGUAGCAAAAGUAAAAUCUGUGAAAUCUUCAAAAGCCAUCGUCGAUGAAAUGCAUUGACAUACUUCGUUCUUCGUCGGUCGUAGCUCAGCCUUCGUAACAGUUACAAAACCUGCUUAAUGUUUAAAGUAGAAAAGAGGGAUCGACUGGCAGCCACUUUCGGGAUCCGCCAUGCGAGAAGUUCUGUUUUUGAUCUUUCUUUGGACGGGAUUGCGCCGUCCUCCAUCCAAAGCUUCACCUUUCCGUCAUUUCACCAUCCAGCAUGCUCCCUGCAGUAUCUUUAUAUACACCAUGCAUGCGCCAACAGUACACUUCAAUGUAUGGAGACUGUUUUGAGUCAAAAAAUCUCCCGUCAUUGAGAGAGAUUGUUGUCGCUUGUGAUAAGAACUUUACGCCAUCUGUCAAGCCAUUCGCUACAGGUGGCACAUCACAGACAGACAGAACCAUUCGAAGCGCAUCAUUGGACGCUACAAGAAGAUGGAUCUUGAGGUUUUCUGACUACUUCGGAUCAUAUAAUCGUUAGUCCCUCCGUAUGUCUGAUUCAUUGCGACUGGGAAUACAAUGGUCGGAGCUUAUUCCGAUCGGAUUCCAUCACGGCUUUUAGAUCAACGGUAACAUAAUAUACUUUCUUUGGAUAUGUCGUUAACUGAGGCAACAUAGACCCAUCAGGUAAACUUCAUAAAUCGCUUGGUUUUAUAGUCCGGGCUUUUCUUGCGGCCUCCAUUACCGGCACCCAACUGUCACGUGCUAGUAACAGAGACAUUUGGUCUGCCGAGUUGGAGACCAGCUUUCAUGUGCUGAACCCAACUGUACCGAAGAUUAUCGUAGACAGUUGGACAACUGAGUUGGAGACCCGCUUACACGUGCUGAACCCAACUCUACCAAAGAUUUACGGUACCGAAGACAAUUGACAAUUGGUAGACUAAGUUCUCGAUGUGACUGCAGCUCUUUGGCGAGGUCAUAUAUAUGCGGCUGUGGUAAACUGGACAGCAACUUUUCCUGCAAAGAAUUUUGAUGGUGAGGAAUAACGACAAAGUCUAUACGUUGUCCUCGACGUAAAUUACGCUAUCAAGUAUAAUAUUCGUAUAAAAAGGACAUUCGAUUGAAAAUGGCGGAAACAAGCUUCGAUGACAAUAUAACGACGACCGUUGCACUACUCAAACCACUUCAUCGGGCGCGGUUCAUGCCACAAUCAGAAGGCAAGAACAUUGCCGCCUUUGUUGGCCUGUGUCCGGUUCUUCUCUCGAUAUGUAUCUUUGGAUUCUUCGGGAAUACACUUUCCUUCGUGGUAAUGUUUAAGGAAAAGCACCGAAGUUCCUCAAAUUUUCUCAUGCAAGCUUUGGCAAUAGCAGACAAUUUUGUUCUGUUGUUUUUCAUCCUAUAUUUUGUUGUCCCGACCGUCUAUGAUUUUACGUUAGCAUUCAAAGAAGGGUACGACUUCCACAUGCUUGCUAGAAACUUCACUGGCUUUGGUCUUUGGCUGAGCAAGACCAUUUCGAUCUACAUCGUGGUCUACAUGACAGCGGAACGAACUGUGGCCGUUUGUCUGCCGUUUAAAGCAGUCACUUGGUGUUCAUACAGGAAUGCGGUGAUUGGCCUACUAAUUGUUAUAAUUUUCUCGAUAAUGUACAAUUUGCCAAAGUUGUGGUAUUAUCAUUGGCCGAUUUACGUGUACGAUCCAUACUUUGGUUACGAGAGACCAAAAACUGUCCCUUACCUGGCCUUUGACGCACUGUUUUCUGAAGUGUACAUUACAGCUUUUUACUUUGUCUUUAUCUUUGUAAUUCCGCUAACGUUGCUGGUUGUCAUGAACACCAAACUCAUUCUGACGUUACGGCGAGCCAAGGCAGCGCGUGGUGACAUGGCACAAGGCAAGGGAAAGAAAGGGGACAAGAUCACUGAAAAGAUCGUCGGGGUGGUAACCGCGUUCAUUGUUUUGGAGUUUCCUUCACUUGUAGCCAACGCUGCUCUGUUGAUUGAAGUAAAAUCGAAUCCUGGGGUACCACCAUCAGCAGCCGCAGACAUUGCAUCGAGGUUGUGUUAUGUAUUGUCGGCUACAAACUCGUUCAUCAACUUUUUCAUUUACUGUCUAGCUGGGGAGAAGUUCCGUCGUCAGGUCCUGUGCCUGCUUGGUUGUGCUAAGCCUUCUAUGUCUGGCCCGGCAUCGGUGUCAACGGUCUCUUCUAAUGCCCCAAAUGGAACAAAAUCGGGCUCGCAGAUGCCACUAAACGGAAACUCCAUAAUGAACGAGGAAAGAAGGAUAUAGAGAUUUCUCAGUAUGAAGAAUGAGCAUGUACAUAUUUUCUGCGAUAGCAGCGUCGACAACUAUGUACAGUCGAAUAUUUUUAAAUUGUUUUAUCUUCAUGAUGUAAUUUCCAUAUCGGGUGCAACUUUUUUGUUGGACGUGAUAAGCUGUGGUUUAUCGUUGCUCUUAUUUUUGAUUAAUUUCUUGAUACCAAGAAUUCUUGGUGAUACUAAUAUCAUAAUAAAUUGGUAAUUGUCACAAUGGUGACGGGACUCAUGCUAGCUAUUCUCUCUUAUCACAAAUGUGCUACGAAUGGCGCAACGGGGUAUAACCGUAUAGGGUAGAAGUCCUUGACUGCAUGAUUGAGGCUUGUAGUCAUGGACGCCUAACAUACGGUUCCCUGUAGUAUCGAACGGUGGCUGGUAAAGGAUAUCAGACCAUUUUUUUGCUUUUGGUAUUAUCUCCAGAACUCGACUUUUUAUCUCGAGCGCUCGACUCGCCCGGGGGACGACAUUCGAAAAGGAAAGACGCGAUCGUCCACUGAUCAUGCUCCCAUACGCCCGCCGCGCUUACUGAGCGAUUCGCCGUUGUACUCGAAUGCAAGUUAACUGGAUGCAGGGAGUAAAAUUGGAUCGAUUAGCAAUUGCACACCUAUACCGUGCACAGAUCGGUGCAUUGCAGCUCCAACUCCUUCGUUCCGAGACUCCACUCCAAACCAAUGGACUCAUCGCCAUUUAUAGUUUAGCCUUUCAUUAUAUGUCGUAACCGGUAUAGGCGAUUGCAUGGCAGGAGCCGUCUUUCAUUCGUCUGUAUGUUAGUAAUGACACCGCAACUCGUUCUAAGUGCCUAAAAUGGUUCAUUUAGAAUGUACUGUAUUACCGAAUGAUCAAGAUAUUCAAUGACAUUCGGCUUGCUGAUGCUACCCGUCGUUUGAUUUUUAACAAGAUAGGAAUUACUCGAUAUUUAGAUCCGAACAGAAGUCUCAAUACCCUUUUCGACGACGUUCUUGACAUCAAUCAUGAUAUCGAUCGGCACACCUGAGGGCUUGACUAAUAUAAAUGUUCUUGGUUGGACGGUUCCUCGUCGCGGCCUUGCUCGGGUUUCAAGUACCAUCAUCUCCCGCCAAGGGCGACCAUUUUAAUUAUCAAACUUCUUUUACAAGUAUUUACGCUUGGGGGUCCUUGGAGAGUCGAGUAUUCAGGUAUUCGGACUACCAGGUUUGACUAAUCA